AUCAGCUAUAAUAAUAUCUCAAUUUCUUUUAUUUUUAUUUUAAAAGAAAUACAAGAAAUUCCUUAAACAUAGGGUUAGAAUCGAUCAACAACAACCAAGUGGUUAAGCCUUCGUUUCUCUUUGUUUAAGCACGAUUUAGAAGACCUCUCAACAGUUAAAAAUCGUGGGAAGAGAGGGAGAGUCGCACUAGUGGAAGAAAAUAGACAUUCUUGAAUUUUUCUAGAGAGAGAAAGGGAGAAUUCGGGUUUGUGAGCUCUAGGAAAUUUCUGGGUGGUUUUGAGUGUUUGAAAUAUCUUUCCUAUGAUCUAAAGAACGUUUUUGACGUGACAAAAGGGGCUAGAAGGGUCGUUUUAAAAAAUCACAAGUUUUCACCAUUAAAGUGGGUGUUCUUGAAUAAUUUCGAAUCUAAGAGAACAUGGGAGGUUCCGGGUUUGUUUGAAGUAUUUAGAAAGCUUAGAGGGACCCUAAGAGGUGUUUUGGACGUGAAGAAACGGAUCAAAAAUGCUCUGAAACAAAAUCUUGUAUUUUGGCCACCAUUUUUGGCGGUACACCGGCGACGGGGAAGACAACCAUGAUCCGGCCAUCAUGGGUCGAUUUUCUUGAGCUUCAAGGGUUAUUUGAGGUGCUGGGAUCUUUGGGAACAAAUUCCAACCGGUUUGGAGUGUCAAAAACAAGUAGAAAGAGGAGUUCGAAUCUUGCCGGCGACGGAGAAGAAGAAGAUUCCGGCGAGGCUCCGGCGAACCCGAUCUGGGUAUUUAUGGAGGAGCUAGCGGUCAUCGAGGUGACGCAGCGAGUGGUUCGAGACACGUCAGCGGAAAACGCACUGUUUAAGGAUAAUAGGAUGCCACCACGGAACUGCCGAGUGUGAGUACAGCGCAGGCAGGGCAACGAUGUCUCGAGGGAACGGCCGAGUGUGAGUACAGCGCAGGCUAGACUAUGUGCCACCGUGGGAAUGCCGAGUGUGAGUACAGCGCAGGCAAGGCAGAUUACAUUUCAUGUCCGAUCAACAUGACUUGUUAGUAUUUAUGUGUGUGAGUGUAACUCACAUUAUGUUAGUGUGAUAUGGUGUUUAUAUAUCACACGAUGAUUAUUGUGCUUAUGAUAUUUAGUUAUGUUUAGUUUAAAGUUUAUGUUUCUUGGUUUGGGGAGUUAUGUCCUACAUAGCUCUUCUUACUGGGCGUUAGCUCACGGGUACUCUGU
Molecule: messenger RNA, 1200 nt
Organism: Humulus lupulus (European hop)
Lineage: Eukaryota; Viridiplantae; Streptophyta; Magnoliopsida; Rosales; Cannabaceae
Exons: 2
Coding region: 572-868 (98 amino acids)
Source: RefSeq, a predicted model, not a curated record